Athalia rosae (coleseed sawfly) is the source of this 893-nucleotide messenger RNA. RefSeq lists its product as uncharacterized. The transcript is spliced from 4 exons. The record is from RefSeq and is a predicted model, not a curated record. Gene Ontology annotation, biological process: sterol transport. Gene Ontology annotation, molecular function: sterol binding. The coding region runs from base 216 to 704 and encodes 162 amino acids. NCBI's taxonomy places the organism in Eukaryota, Metazoa, Arthropoda, Insecta, Hymenoptera, Athaliidae.
UUUCGAAAAAGCAUAGUCUUCUGCCGUUGCUUCGGCGAGGUGGUCAAAUACCUAUGUAUUUAUCGUAAAUAUCGUAUGCGCAAUAAUAAAUAAACUUUCGCUAUCGUUGAUGAUCUUGUGAGGGAUAUUUUCGGUUCAUAGUUUGUUUUUUGGUUUUUCGUUUUUUCAACGGCGACUGGAUAUAGUUUCCACACAGAUACGCGUCUACAUAUCCGAUGAUGCGAUUAAAAUUAAUCGUUUUGUGCUGCGCUGUGCUAUCGGUGUUUAAACCGAAAUUCAUUGAAGCCUUUAGCUUGCCGUUCGAGGAUUGCGGUUCAAUUUAUACCGUUGAAGACAUUCGCGUAUCGCAAUGCGACAGACACCCGUGCCGUUUGAAAAUUGGAUCUACGGUGAACGUAACUACGAAUAUUCGGGUUAAAGGAUCAGAAUUCGAUACUUCGAAAGUUAUCCAAAAGGUUUAUUUCGUGGUGAAUAAGAUCAAUCUCUCGGCCAAGGUAACUCCGGAUCCAUGCGCUUCGGUGAAAACUGGACUCGGUCUUCGUGACUUGACCAGUUGUCCAUCGAUGUCCGGUUCGGUAAUAUAUCAGGCAACGCUCACAGUUUCGGAUCUACCACCGCUUCCGGCAACGCUGAAGUGGACUAUAACAGACAAGGCGAACGUAUCACUCAUAUGCUACAAGCUGAGUGUCAUAUUGAGCUUCUGAGACUUUGAUAAGAUUUUACUCGACAAUUUUUCAUCAAUGAUAUACUUGAAUGAAAAUCACGUUUGCAGGUAGAAAAACAAUGAAAGAGUUAUACUUUAUGUUGGGCAAAUAAUACGAACUGCAAUGAUACAUUCAUAUCUUGUGAUAAUCUGUAACGGGCAAAAGAAUAAAGAAAAAUCAUGACAUUUA